Molecule: messenger RNA, 2352 nt
Organism: Oncorhynchus gorbuscha (pink salmon)
Lineage: Eukaryota; Metazoa; Chordata; Actinopteri; Salmoniformes; Salmonidae
Exons: 6
Coding region: 205-1041 (278 amino acids)
Biological process (GO): cellular response to lipopolysaccharide; immune response; positive regulation of T cell proliferation
Cellular component (GO): external side of plasma membrane
Source: RefSeq, a predicted model, not a curated record
UCCCCGUCCUUAAAAUGAAAUGAAUCUCUAAUUAGUAGGCAGGACUCCACCUCCAGGUUUCGUUUCUGGUAACUCAGCUGACGCUCCAGAGGCUUGUACUACUUUGCUUGCUGCCACUGCUCCAUCACAAGUUUCUAGGACACAGCCCACACUGGCAGUUUGUUGCAAGUUCGAGGAGUCAACCUACUCGCAUGUUCAUUUACAAUGAAAAUGUAUGGCAUAGACAGGGACCGACAUUUCAUACAUCUUCAUUGUCUGUGGAUUGUCGGCUAUGUUGCCUCCUCCCCCCUGCAUUCCAUUCCUGUUUCCGUCUCUUGCAAUGUGGGAAGCCAAGCCAUCCUUCCCUGCAAGUGGAAGUCCCAGCUAGACAAAAUCCCAGUUUGCCAUGUCCAGUGGCAGACACCUGAUGAGACAGUGUUUGAACAGAUGGGGGCGCAACGGUGGCAGGCAACCGAGUUUGAGGGGCGGGUGGAGGUACCUGAGGAAAAGCUGUGGGGGGGAGACUGCUCUCUGAUUUUGCAUGACGUGCAGUUUGGGGAUGUGGGGCUUUACGAGAGCUUCAUGGUGGUUGACAGGGCACGUAAUAAGAGACGGGUGUUCAUCCAGAGUGUCCAGCUCUCAGUCCAUGACCACACGUCCGAGGAGUCCUUGAGGGUGGGUGAAACCCUGGACCUGAAGCUCCACACUCCCCAGGCCAAGAAAGUGGUCUUCCGGGGGAGGAACAGCACAGAGAUGACGGUCCUGUGGAUGAGGGGUGAAGAGGAGGUCAACAGUGGUCGUCUUAAGGAGGUCGAAGGGUUUGUGGUCCUCAAAGGGUUGAAGAUAGACGACUGUGGGACAUAUACCGUGUUGGAUACCCACGGGCUGCCGGUUAGCACGGUUCAUCUUACAGUGGAAGCAUAUCAGGUUGAUGAAACUCAAAAAUUCCAUGAGAUCCAGGGCAAACAAGCACCUAUCGGUAAAUCAACAUAUAACAGGUCCUCCUCUCUGCUUGUGUUAUUUGUCCUGCUGUUCAGUCCCCUGAUUCAACAUCUCCUCUAACAACGAUCUGUCAUGUAAGCAAGGUUUAAACCUAUUUGGCUGGUUUCCCAGACCGUCUGAAAUAUUGACAGUGAAAUUGGAAAAUUCAAGAAAAGAUAAAUGAAUAUAAAUGCUGGUUGUUGUCUGGCCAAUGUUCCCAGGGAAUCUAAUAUCUAAUAAAAUUAUAAAAAAUAAAGGUUGAGCCAGUUUCCAGGAUCAGAUGAACCCUAUUCCCAAUGGACUAAAUAGUGAGCUCAAAAUAGAAUAUCCAUUGAAAACUGCUUUCUAGGCCAGGACUAGAAUUAAUCUGUGUCAAGAAAAUAAAAUCCCAUUCAGUAUGAUUCCACUUUCUCUGCUACUGUCAGUAGUGUAGGUCUAUAGCUUACUGGCCAUAUAUUAUACAGAGUUUGGGUCAUUCCAAUUCUGUAACAAAGUUAACAAGUUAAGUAGACUUAGUUUUGUUUGUUCAAUUUACAUCAUUAAUUGCAGACCUGCCAACCCUGUCCAGCUUUUUAGAGUACCAGACGCGAACGGCAAUUUGGAGAUUCAAGGGUAAGUCGCUCUGGAUAAGAGCGUCUGCUAAAUGACUUAAAUGUAAAUGUAAAUGUUUUCAUUCCCCCUCCACGCUCGUGCGCGCACCGUUUGUGUGUCUGAUCGCAAUUAUAGAAUUGUACCAAAUCAAGUCUUUAUUAGGCUGGAAUACUUUCUUGACAGCAUUCCAUUUACACAUAUGGUAAAAGUCACUAACAAUAUCUAAUUAGAAAGAACGCACAAAGGGCCUUUAUUCUUGGAGUUUUUUGUUUGUUUUACAUUCUAUAAAACAAAAGUUGUUUAUUUAGGGAGAAAAUGUACAAACGUCUUAUCCACGAUUAAACUCGAAUGAUAAGAACAAAUGUUUGAAUCAGAGCAUCAGUCUCAAACAUGUUAACCAUAAUAAAAACGACAAAACUAUGAUAGGAAACAGUGGAUGAGAACAAAUCUUCUGGAGAUUAAAAUAAUUUCCUAGACAGAUUUGCCUGGUAGCUAGCAGAUUUAGCCUUACGCAUCAGGGUAGACUUCUCGCGGCAAACAGUUCCUCUGGCAGUCACUGAAACCUUCUUGGCAACGAGGGCACUCGGAAUAUCUGUACCGAGAGAGUUUUUUUGUGACGUGGAUCAUAAUUACAGUUAGUCUAUCAGAUUGCGUGAUCCUCGUAAUGUUACGUGGAAAAUAGAACUAAUGGGACGCAGAAUUAAAUGUAUAUCACACUCGCACAAAUGUGGCCGGUUGUUUUUCGUAUUUGCAUUUAAUUUCUUUCACUAGCAAAUGCGAGUGAACUGCUGGCACUUUAGA